AAGCCGCUCCCCGUCUCCAUAGCGACGACACCCCGGAAAUACAACACAUCCCGACCACUGGCGACCAGCUUGCUGUACUCUUAUCUUCUGUUUAUCCUAGUGGAACAAAAGCGAGUUUGUUUGUUUGUUAAUUAUUCGGUUGAGCCGGUAAACAUGUCGGAGCCUGAGGAGGAACUCCAGGGAGAGCAGAGACACAGCACGAAGAAGAAGAAGAAAGAGAAACGGAGCGCGAAGAAGAAGAAGAAGAAGAAGAAGAAGGAGGAGGAGGAAGAGGAGGAGGAGAAGCGGGAGGAAGAGGAGGUGGAGGAAGAAGAGGAAGCCGAAGAUGACAACAGUGAGUGUGUCGUGCUGCGUGGGAUCUUCAAACUGGGGAAGAAGAGUCACGACGUCCUGCUCACCCGAACCAGGCUGACGUGGAUCCCCAUCACCCCGGAGACCCCCACAGGUGUUGCGUGCGCGCUGCAGCCGGGCGUGCUGCUGCUGCGUGACGUGUUUGCGGUGAAGGUGAAGCGGCGGCGAGCGGCGGGCCAGUCAUCGGGGGGACCCGUGCUCGGCGUUGCCCUGUUCUGCUGCCGGAGGAGGGGGAGGAGGCUAGAGGAGGAGACGCUGCACCUCCACAACGCCUCUGCAGAACACACACAGACCUGGUACAACACCUUGAAGGAGCUGCUCCCAGAGUCCAGCAUUCGUCCCAGGUAUCUAAAGGUUUUCAUCAACCCCAGCAGCCACAAGAAGGAGGCCGUCCACAUCUACAGAGAACAUGUGGCUCCACUCUUCAAGAUGGCGGACGUCCGCACUCACAUCACUGUGACAGAAAGGAAAGGUCAUGCUCUCUCAGUGAUGAAGGAAUGCAAGCUGGAUGAAUAUGAUGGGGUGGUGUGUGUUGGUGGGGAUGGGUCGGUGGCGGAGCUGUGUCACGCUCUGGUCCUCAGAGCUCAGCUGGAUGCUGAUUCUCCAGAGAAACCAGUGAAACCAGUGCUGCCACUUGGAAUCAUUCCUGCUGGCUCUACAGACGUGGUUUCCUGUUCUGUUCAUGGAGUCAGAGAUCCAGUCACUGCAGCCCUGCACAUCGUCCUGGGUCACAUGCAGCAGGUGGACAUGUGCAGCUUCUCGUCUCUCGGCCAGUUGGUGUGUUUCGGUUUCUCCGCCAUGUUCGGUUUCGGUGGGCAGAGCUUAGCGCGGGCCGAGAAGAAGAGGUGGAUGCCGUCAUCGCGGCGCCGAGAGUACGCACUCGUGAAGACGCUGGCGAGGCUGAGACCAGAGGACUGUCAGCUGUCUUUUCUCCCUGUGAAGAAGUCAAACGGAGACCAGGACCCAGAGUCAGAGGGGGAGGCGUCUUGGACGACUAAUCAGGGCCUGUAUCUAAGCAUCAGCAUCAUGUCCAUUCCCUGUCUGAGUCCACACGCACCUCAAGGACUGGCUCCCAACACCAGUUUGGCAAAUGGCAGCGCAGCAUUGAUCGCAGUAGGAAACACUUCCAGGUCUGAGUUCAUCAAACAUCUGAAGAGAUACAGCAGCUCUAGUGGACAGUUCAGCUUCUCAUUCGUGGAGACUCAAGCCGUGUCAGCGGUGAGGAUUUGCCCCCGCUCCCUGAUUGGCUGGUCAGAGGAGGAGAGUGAGGAAGAGGGCGAGUCCAAAACCUCGGCCAUCAUCCAAUCAGAGGGAGCCGCCUUCCCCUGGAACAUCGACGGGGAGCUGGUGGAGAUUGCUAACGAAGUGCUCGUCAAGGUCCACCCGCAGCUCAUCACUCUGUACGGGGAGGAGGUGGACGAGGCCGAGUCGACCGUCCCAUGUAGCUGCUUCUGACUCCGGCAGGGGGAAGCUCAGGAGCAAGACACAUCGCCAUGGUAACCACAUUGACUUAACAGCCCCCUCUCUAGGUCAUUACUGUUUCCAUGGCGAUGUGAACUUACUCACAUAAAAUGUUAUUAUGUUAAUUACAAGCUCAUCUCUUAAUAUUAUUUAUAUCUUUUUUUAUUACAAUUUUCAUUUUGUUUUUUUCAUGACCACUUUCUGGUUCUGCUGCAGAGCAAAAUAAUCCUCUGUCAUUGAAAUUUUUUUAAAAAUUGAAUCCAAACCUAUAAGGAAAGGUUUCUUUUCCAUUAGCCGAGUCUUGAGUAUAUUGAUUAUUGUUUAAAUAGUGUUUGUUUGUUUGUUGGUGAGAGUCUAGUAACUUUUAUAUUUUAAUA
Molecule: messenger RNA, 2189 nt
Organism: Cyclopterus lumpus (lumpfish)
Lineage: Eukaryota; Metazoa; Chordata; Actinopteri; Perciformes; Cyclopteridae
Gene: cerkl
Product: ceramide kinase-like
Exons: 14
Coding region: 154-1806 (550 amino acids)
Molecular function (GO): kinase activity
Source: RefSeq, a predicted model, not a curated record